GCCGAUGACAGAGGCUGGGGUCGUUGUGCCCGUGUUGGUGCAGGGAGUGUUGAACAACCGGCGGUUUACCGCUGAAGCUGCCGUUAGUGUAAGCUGAAAGACCUCACCUCGGUGUUUCCUGGGUUACGCCGGAGGAGCUGGUGUCUGUCAGUGCGGUCCGUGAGGCGUUGUGUGGCUGUUUCUAAAAGCUAUUGCAGUAGCACACCGAUAAGAUCGCAUAGUUUGCAAUUCAACCCUUCAUCUGAAUUCAGCAUCGGUCCCUUUCCUCUGGUCCCUGCAAGAUGCCGGCGGCUCUGGCAGAGAACAGCCAGGUUAUCUGUGAGGUGUGGGCAAACAACCUGGAGGAAGAGAUGAGGAAAAUCCGAGAGAUUGUUCUGAGUUACAGCUACAUUGCAAUGGACACAGAGUUUCCUGGAGUUGUUGUAAGGCCGAUUGGAGAAUUCCGCAGCUCCAUAGACUAUCAGUACCAGCUCCUCCGGUGUAAUGUUGACCUGCUAAAAAUUAUCCAGCUGGGCCUGACUUUCACAAAUGAGAAAGGAGAAUAUCCCUCUGGGAUCAAUACCUGGCAGUUCAACUUCAAAUUCAACCUCACGGAGGACAUGUACUCUCAGGAUUCUAUAGACCUCCUCGCCAGCUCUGGGCUGCAGUUCCAGAAGCAUGAAGAAGAAGGGAUCGAUACUCUGCAUUUUGCUGAGUUGCUUAUGACAUCUGGGGUCGUGCUUAGUGACAGUGUGAAGUGGCUGUCCUUCCACAGUGGUUAUGACUUUGGCUACAUGGUGAAGUUAUUGACAGAUUCCAGGUUACCAGAAGAGGAACAUGAAUUUUUCCAUAUCUUGAACCUUUUCUUCCCAUCUAUCUAUGAUGUAAAGUACUUAAUGAAGAGCUGCAAAAACCUCAAGGGUGGCCUUCAGGAAGUGGCGGAUCAGCUGGAUUUGCAGCGAAUUGGACGACAGCACCAGGCAGGAUCGGACUCUCUCCUCACGGGAAUGGCGUUCUUCAGAAUGAAAGAGUUGUUUUUUGAGGAUACAAUUGAUGAUGCAAAGUACUGCGGGCGGCUGUAUGGCCUCGGCACAGGAGUGGCUCAGAAACAGAAUGAAGAUGUGGACUCGGUCCAGGAGAAAAUGAGCAUUUUGGCUAUUAUCAACAACAUGCAGCCGUGAUGAGCGGCACCCCUCAGCACAACGUGGUUUUACCAUAUUGGCAGCUGCUGUCCUCAGCCAUUUUCCCUAAUACUGUCUCAAACAAAAGGCAUCUACAGCACAUCCAGCCUGCACAAAGUCUGCAGUUCUGCUGAAGAGCAACAUCUUCAUUUGAAACCCACAAGAAGAGAGUUGAAUGAAUUCCUAAUGCCAGCAUUUGUGGUUUGCCAUCUUUUUAAUACCGAGGGCAAAAGAACCUACUGUACAUACCUCUGUUUUUUUCCUCUUUAUACUGUACAGAAUCUGCAAGGAAGGGUAGAAUAUUGAGUAGGGCUGAGGGUCUGGAAAUCCAGUGAAAAUGGACACAGACAUGCACACAGAUUUGUAAAUUGUGCUUUAUAAAGCUUAUUUUAAAACUUCUGCAUGUUGUGAGGGUGACUACUUCACCUCAUGUGUUGCUUAUUUUAUCUUGGUGUGGUCUGUGGAAAUGGCUCCCUUUGAUCACUGUGGAGGUUUGGUAACAGUGACAUUAAAAAUGAUCCUUGCAGCUAAAAAUAUUCAGAGAUUUGCUUGAACAACAGUGGGGAUGGAUAUUCCUGGAGCUGAUUUGAACAGCUUCCAUAGUUUCUAAUUCUGUGUGGUACAGGUUGACCCACACUGAGCCUCAGCUUAGUUCUUACGGGUAUUAAGAAACUGUUCUGGAAAUAGCUUGAGGCCUAGAAGUUUGCCUUUGGCAGAGACUUGGACCAAUGCUUUGACUUUAGUUUUCACUUAACCUCCAAAUUUUAUUCUUCUCCUUGCAACACAAGAACUUCAGGAUCAAUACUUGAUCCUCUUCUCCAGCCCCUAAUUUUACUGUCUGCUUAACAACAAAUGAAACAGCUCCCUUUCUUUUCAUUAUAAACAUCUGAAGUCAUUAGAGGAUGGAGGAACAAUUUGGGAUUCUGACUUUUUAAACAAUGAGCUAUUCUAUUUUCAACAGCUCUAAUAUUUCUUAAAAGCCCCUUUAACCCUUUUGGACAUGGCAAGCUUAAAAUGUUAAGACUUUAUCUUGCAUUUUAAACAGGCUUAACUGAUCCAUGAGUAGGAGCCGAGGUUUAGAGCUAGUUUUUCAAAUGCUUGUAAAUACUACUUGUUUUUAAUUUUUGUAAAAUAAAUAUUUUUUUUAA
Molecule: messenger RNA, 2308 nt
Organism: Pezoporus occidentalis (night parrot)
Lineage: Eukaryota; Metazoa; Chordata; Aves; Psittaciformes; Psittacidae
Gene: CNOT8
Product: CCR4-NOT transcription complex subunit 8
Exons: 7
Coding region: 282-1160 (292 amino acids)
Cellular component (GO): CCR4-NOT complex; CCR4-NOT core complex; P-body
Molecular function (GO): nucleic acid binding; poly(A)-specific ribonuclease activity
Source: RefSeq, a predicted model, not a curated record